AUGAAGGACCAGUUGAUUCUCGUUUCCCUGCUUUCUAUGAGCCACUGCGGUCUAGCUGCCCCUGUCAUGAGUGAGGAUGUCUCUCUAGCCACUCUAUCUCAGGAUGUGAGUGACGAUGAGCUUCAUUCCAUAGCCAUCCGGACCCCGAAUGAAGCCCAUACUGUGAAAACCCACCUGGAAAAUCGGGCUUUUAGUUGCAGCCCACUGAAUGACCAGUUGAUUAGAGUUAUCAAAGACACAACUGCACAGUUAGCAUUCUUGAACAUGGGCGCUCACUUUGCAGCCGAGGUAUGCGAGCAUUAUCACUUCGACAACUGCGCAUGGUGGAUCAGUCACAUCCAAUGGGCUAUAAACUCGAUCUUUGCCAUUGCAGCGGCGCGUGGAAGAGUCAACGGCGCCGACGGCGUCUCCAUGGACCAAGAACUACAGUCCAUUGAUGUACGUAGUUUGUCCGACGCAAGCUACGCAGACACCAUCAAAGAAUGGUUGCAUGAUGAGAGAUUCAACUUUGAGACCGUGGAGGAUGUCGAUGUCCUCACAUUAACCCAUCAAAAGCGGAGCAAUGAUGAACCUGGCCUCGUGCACCGCGCAAUUGUCCGGGGUAUCAAACAAGAAGGAUAUACUCAUGAAGUUGCUUUCAACUUUUAUAGCAACGGAGGGACAGUCCUCCAUCUGGGAGCCGCUAAUCAAACGCUCGCCGCUGACCCUUCGAAUCUCAGAAAGCGAGCUGGGUUAGGGCAUGAGGGGUUCAAGAUCUCGUUUACUACGCGGCAAGGCGCGGCUCUCACAGUCGCUGAGCAGAAUGAAAUGGCUCGUUCUAUUGCCUCCGACUGGGCACAGCGUGUGUUUGCCACAGAAGAUUAUAUUGGGCUUGUCAAGGAUGGUCACAAGGCGGACUUCUACUACCGGAUUAUCCCCGAGGUGCUGGGGUUUGGUCUGAACUAUGAGAGUGUGGAUGUUUGCGGUGGUAUGGCAAGCCUCCUGUAG
Molecule: messenger RNA, 987 nt
Organism: Aspergillus fischeri NRRL 181
Lineage: Eukaryota; Fungi; Ascomycota; Eurotiomycetes; Eurotiales; Aspergillaceae
Exons: 2
Coding region: 1-987 (328 amino acids)
Source: RefSeq, a predicted model, not a curated record